UCUCCGUUUUUUUCUUGACCUGCUAUGGCUCGCACUAAGCAGACCGCUCGCAAGUCCACCGGCGGCAAGGCCCCGCGCAAGCAGCUGGCCACCAAGGCCGCCCGCAAGAGCGCCCCGGCCACCGGCGGCGUGAAGAAGCCCCACCGCUACCGGCCCGGCACCGUGGCGCUGCGCGAGAUCCGGCGCUACCAGAAGUCGACCGAGCUGCUGAUCCGCAAGCUGCCGUUCCAGCGCCUGGUGCGCGAGAUCGCGCAGGACUUCAAGACCGACCUGCGCUUCCAGAGCUCUGCGGUCAUGGCCUUGCAGGAGGCCAGCGAGGCUUACCUUGUGGGUCUGUUUGAGGACACCAACCUGUGCGCCAUCCACGCCAAGCGCGUCACCAUCAUGCCCAAGGACAUCCAGCUUGCCCGCCGCAUCCGCGGGGAGAGGGCAUGAGCAGAUUUUCUACAUUGACGCACAACGAAAGCUAAAACGGCUCUUUUAAGAGCCACCUUUAUUAUCCACCAAAAGACGCUGUAGUACAGGCUGGCAGGGUCUGUCCCUGUGUUCCCAAUUUUAUUUAGUUGUCUUUCAUGAACUUGAGUAUCAACCACACAAGCAGUUUAAGAUGUCUAGAAGCAAGGCUUUCAGGGCGCUUUCUGUCUGAUCUGCUUUCAACUAGAAUUGACAGGUUCUCACGGUCUUAGAUCUUCUUGCCCUGGGAGUUAAAGGCCUGUGCCUGGCUCAGUUUAUCAACUAGUUGAGGAUUCCAUCGAAAUAACCUUCCCGACUACUGGGAUUACAAGCCAGUGCUACUACCUAGCCAAGUUGAGUAUUUUUUGAAGAUGUAACAUAAAGGUUAAACUACCAUUGA
Arvicanthis niloticus (Nile rat) is the source of this 853-nucleotide messenger RNA. RefSeq names its product histone H3. Lineage: Eukaryota; Metazoa; Chordata; Mammalia; Rodentia; Muridae. The record is from RefSeq and is a predicted model, not a curated record. Gene Ontology annotation, molecular function: DNA binding; protein heterodimerization activity; structural constituent of chromatin. Gene Ontology annotation, cellular component: nucleosome.